Molecule: messenger RNA, 675 nt
Organism: Letharia columbiana
Lineage: Eukaryota; Fungi; Ascomycota; Lecanoromycetes; Lecanorales; Parmeliaceae
Exons: 3
Coding region: 1-675 (224 amino acids)
Source: RefSeq, a predicted model, not a curated record
AUGAGUCGUGUGCACUUGGUGGUCAAGUAUGAGACACUGGAAGCUCCGGCACAGAUCAGAAUCUGGAAGCAAUUCGCAGAGAACGAUCGCACGGAUUUCAUAGUGGAUCGCAGAGCAAUGAGAUAUGUACAAGAAUAUUUCGAAAGUACAAAGGUAUCAUGGAACGGUCGAGAAAUUCGCAACGCUAUUCAAACUGCAGUCGCCCUCGCCGAACACGAAGCCAAGACCUCCGACCCACCAGAAGGAGACGUCUUGCUGAAGACUGAGCACAUUCAAGAAGUCAUCGAGAUGUCGCAAGGGUUCAAAGAGUACUUGACCAAGUUCAGAGGGGACGAGGCCCGUCGUGCGCUACAGGCGCAGGCACGUAUGGACAAGGGGAAGGAUAUGACGGCUGAGAGAUCUUUGCAUGAGAUGAGAGAAGUGGCCGCUCGACCUCGCAAGGGUACCACGGAUGCUUUUGCCGGAGGCUCAAUGGCCUCAAGAUGUACCACUCUAAAUGAGGUAUCCCAAAUCUCCGUGAGAGGGACCUUGGAUGGAUUGAAUGUUGCAGGCUUUGGUGAAAACCUAGUCUUGAUAAUUUCCGGUGCCAAUGAUUCUGGGCCUGGGGCCCAACACUCAGAUUACGAUCGAGCUUUACGGGAUCGAGUUGCUGACGGCUUUAGGAACGUUGUCUAG